Botrytis cinerea B05.10 is the source of this 1127-nucleotide messenger RNA. It is a transcript of the gene Bcgcg1, whose product is annotated as Bcgcg1. NCBI's taxonomy places the organism in Eukaryota, Fungi, Ascomycota, Leotiomycetes, Helotiales, Sclerotiniaceae. Gene Ontology annotation, cellular component: cytoplasm. Gene Ontology annotation, molecular function: gamma-glutamylcyclotransferase activity; glutathione specific gamma-glutamylcyclotransferase activity. The record is from RefSeq and is a predicted model, not a curated record. The transcript has 6 exons. Bases 354 to 1112 code for a protein of 252 amino acids. Gene Ontology annotation, biological process: glutathione catabolic process.
GUCGUGGCCUGGCAGGAUAGAUUCCACUUUCUCGUACUCGUACACCGUAUACCGGUACGCAAGUACGCAAGUACACAUUACAAAUCUCAAUCAAAGCAUCUGGAGAAAAAAGUGGAAAUGCAAGCAAACCUCCAUCGGCAUUACCCAACUCAUGAUCCGCCCUACUCUACUCUAGCACAUCAUCCCUCACCCUCCAAACGCAUCUGAAACAUAAAAUUAUUUUUACCCCCCGCUCAUCACUCGUCAUUUCACCUCCCUCACACACCCCUCUCCCCUCUCCUCUCUCCCCUCUCCCCCUUCUCAACCAUCUAGAGUCCCCCCCAACACGACCUCCAUCGAACCCAAGCCAAACCAUGGGCGACACCUCUCUCCCUCCCGACACCUCUACCAAUCCCGAGAGCGAAUUCUGGAUAUUCGGAUACGGAAGUUUAAUCUGGAAGCCCCCUCCACAUUUUGAUCGUCGUAUUCCAGGCUACGUAACAGGAUAUGUGCGAAGAUUUUGGCAGGCUAGCGAAGACCACCGCGGUACCCCCUCCUCCCCCGGCCGUGUCGUAACCCUAAUCCCACACUCCCACUGGCUCACCCUGUCCGAUCCACAUUCUCUCUCCUCCUCUUCCUCCCCUUCCUCUCCCCCUAAAACAUGGGGCGUCGCCUACCACAUCCCCUCAUCCCAUGUCGCCCAAGUACGCGAAUAUCUCGACAUCAGGGAGAUAAACGGUUACACCAUCCACUACACCGCAUUCCAUCCCGCCGCCUCCUCUAACAACGACGACAACAACCAGCCACAGCCAAUUCAAACCCUCCUCUACAUAGGCACCCCCUCCAAUCCUCAAUUUACUGGCCCCCAGGAUCCGCAGGAAUUAGCUGAACAUAUCUUCCGAAGCGAAGGCCCGAGUGGUUUGAAUCGUGAUUAUCUUUUGAGUUUGGAUGUUGCUUUGGACGAAUUGAGUCCUGAGAGUGGCGAUGAUCAUAUCAAGGACCUGGCGAAUAGGGUUCGGAAAAUAGUCGAGAAGCAAGGAGGUGUUGAAGUAGAAGCUAGUCACACAAAGGCUAUAGAUCAUGAGCUCAAGAAGGUUACAAGCACGGAUGAGCAGGAGGAGACUGAAAAGUAACGCGUGAAAGAGCCA